This is a messenger RNA of Dimorphilus gyrociliatus, 3499 nucleotides long. Lineage: Eukaryota; Metazoa; Annelida; Polychaeta; Dinophilidae. The record is from the annotation of a GenBank genome assembly.
AUGGACUUUUUUUUAUUAGUAGAGAAGGAUGUACAAUAAGGCCUCCAGUCUUUUUUACGCCAUCAAAUCGGGCGAUUUGGACACAAUACGGUCCCUACUGGAAAGCUGUUCAACUUCCGAGCGGCGAGACCUAUUACAAAGUCGAGAUAUAGAAGGACUCUACAUACGAAGACCAUCCGGUAGUAGAGAACUUCAUGUAAAAGCCGCAACACCUUUGUUGACCGCCGUUUGUGGAUGGUAUUUGGAUAUAGUAGAAUAUCUCGCAGCCUUACAAUACGGGAUCAACGAAAAAUGCUCAAUAGAAGACCUAACUGUCUACGACGGUGUUACAGCAUUAUAUCUGGCUUCCCUUUUGGGAAAAAUGGAAAUGGUAGAUAUACUUGUUAAACAUGGUGCAGAUUUAGUCGCUCAAACCAGCACAGGUGAUACGGCUUUGCAUGAGGCGUCCCUCGAAGGUCACCUAUCCAUUGUUAAGUGCUUAAUCGAUAACCAUGCUUUCUUCGAACUGCCUAACAAGCACGGUGUUACCUGCCUAAUGACAGCGGCUUUCGCCGAUAAUGUAGAAGUUGUUAAAUAUCUUGUUUCUAAAGGAGCAAGUUUAAAUGUUAAGGAUAACGAUGGAAAGAAUGUUCUGUUUUAUGCGGUUGCAAGUGGUCAAUUAGAUACCGUCAUCUUUUUGUUAGAGAAAGGUGCCAAUUUCAUUUCAGAUUCGUCUGGUGUUAGUGUACUUAUGGAAGCAUCUUUACGUGGUCAUAUUUCAAUUGUUCGAUAUUUAAUCAAUCAACCAAGUAUGGCACAAGACCAUUCCGUUGUGACGUCUUGUGCGGAACUAGAUUUUCCUCCCAUCAACCACAUUGAUAAGGCCGGCAGGAAUGCUUUGUUUUAUGCCUGUGAUGGUGGCAGCAUCGAAACUUUCGAACUACUUAUAAGGAACAAGUUGACAGCAAAAGCUGCUAAUGACGGCCGUACGGUGUUAAUGACUUCCGCUUUGAAGGGCAAUCAGCUCAUGCUCCGACAUUCGAUUAUCAACGCAAAACGACUUGGUAUAAAUAUUAAUGCUAUGGAUCAUAAAGGAAGGAACACUUUAUUCUAUGUAAUAUCAUCUGGUGACAGUGACCUCUUCGAGUAUCUUAUUGAAGAGGGUAUAGAAGUUAGACCGAGCUACGAUGACAUAACAAUUAUGAUGCAGGCAGUUGCUAAAAACAAAACUGAAAUAUCAAAAAUUAUAUUGGAUAGACUCGAUGAAUUUUGUAUUGACAUUAAUUCACGAGAUAAAGACGGUUGGAACGCAUUACUUUACUCAGUGUCCGGCGGUGAUAUUGAACUAUUUGACACCCUAGUUGAUUAUGGAGCUGAAGCGACGCCGGCAGCGGAUGGUAGGAGUAUAUUAAUGCAGGCGGCUACCAGGGGCGAUGUGGUCUUUUUAAGGCAUAUUAUGCAGCAGGCCAGGAAAUUUGGCGUAUUCGUAAAUCAAGUGGACACCGACGGUUGGAAUGCCUUAUUCUACGCGAUUCAAGGUAAUAAUAAGGAAGCUUUUGACUACCUGUUGAAGCAGGGAGCCAAAAUUUCCAAGGCCAAUAAUGGAAUGAACAUCCUAAUGGAAGCAGUGGACAAAGGGCACGAAGAUCUCAUCAACGACCUACUCAGUUCCUCCAAGAUAAGCAUCUCAGACAAGGAUAACGACGGUAAUAACAUCCUCUUCUACUGCGCUGCCAGCGGCUUCGUCCACAUCUUUAAGACGCUACUAGAUGCUGGUGCGAGGGUUGAAAGCGAUAAUAGAAAUCGAACAGUUCUAAUGCAAGCAUCAUCUUGCGGUCAACUGGAAAUGGUUCAUUACUUACUUAGGGAAAAAGAUUCGUUAAAUUUGCCUAUUCAUCAAACUGACUGCGAAGGAAGAAACGCUCUUUUCUAUGGGACAGAAAGCGGUGACGUUGACAUUGUAAGCGUUUUAAUAAAGAAUGAUAUCAAACCGCAGUCGGAUGAAAAGAAUAGGACAGUUAUCUCAACAGCCUGUUCGGCUGGUCGCCGAGAUAUCGUCGAGUUGUAUUUGAACAAUCGAAACGCCCUACAAAUCGAUCUGGACGCUCAAGACGAGGACGGAAAUGGCGCUCUAUUCUUUGCCUACAACUCUUCGAACUGUGAGAUAAUCAAAUUGCUUUUAUCUUCGCAAAUCCUUCUCCGGAAUAACAGAGAGGGCGAGAGCGUUCUUGCUCAAAGCCUAGCUGACGGAAAUGACAACAUAGCGUCACUUAUCUUGUCAUGUGACUCAAAUUUGGCGGAAGUUGUUAAUGGUCGAGAUAAGAAUAAAGGAAGGACCGUAAUACAGCACGCCGUUUAUCGAGGAGACUUUCCUCUCUUGGAACAGGUGGCAAAGUACUAUGAUCCAAACUCUGACAGAGAUAACGAAGGCAGUACAUCACUCAUUCUGGCAGUCAAAUCUCCUAGGUAUUCCUUUGAAAUUGUUAAGUUUCUCAUAGAAGAAAUCAUCGUUGAUCCCAGCGCCGUCGAUUCAUCUAAACGCAGCGCAUUGUUCUACGCUGUUGAGAAAGGCUUGUUAGAAUUAAUGGAAUUUUUAUUAAACAAAACAAUUGUUCAGAGAGAUGCUGAUGGUAAAUGCCUAUUAACUGUUUGUAUAGAGUCUGGUCGUCUUGCUGCUUUUGAUCAACUUAUUUACCUGAAAUCUUUUGACGCCACUAAUCGUGACAAGAAUGGAAUGACACUCUUACAUCAUGCUGCUCUCCAUGGUCGUCAUUUUAUGAUGCAACAACUAUUGGGAUCUGUUGACAUAGACUCGAUAGAUUGCACCGGAAGGACACCUCUAAUGCUUGCCUGUCUUGGAGGUCAUUAUCCCAGUGUAUGUUAUCUACUAAAAUUGGGAGCUGAUUAUGAAUUGGCUGAUAAUCAAGGUGAUACAGCUCUGAAUUAUUGCUUCUAUGAGCCGUUGAAAGUUAACGUCAAAUGCAUUAAGGGCCUUCUUCUAUAUGGUGCUGAGGCAAAUCGGCAGAACAAAAACGGUCGAACAUCCCUAAUGUUGGCCUGCUCGGGUUGCUCUCAAACGAAUAUUAAUGCUAUUAAAACUUUGUUAGAAAAUGGUGCUGAUUGUACAAUUCAGGAUAGCGAUGGAAAUGACGCUUUUGACGCCUGCCCGCUCGGUGCUGAUUAUGUGAAAGGAAUGAUGAUUGAAUAUGCCAAACUUUUACCCAACGAAAUUGAAGCCUUAGAAGAGAGCCGAUGUGACCUAUAUGAACAACUUGAUUGUAAUGCCGCAUUAAGAGACUUAAUUAAAUUGAAAAUCUUUACAAAAACCCUCCAGUUUGAGGUGAUGAAACAGCCGGCUAAUUUAAGAGUUUAUAAACUCAUCGACAUCCUCCAGUAUAGAGGUCCAAGAGGCUUUCGCUCCUUCUCCUGCGUACUUAAGCAGCAAGGGCUAUACGAAAUUGGUUUUAACCUGCAGAAACGUUCUUAUCUGAAUGGAAAAACUGUUGAAAUUUACGUCUAA